Messenger RNA from Dracunculus medinensis (Guinea worm), 885 nucleotides. NCBI's taxonomy places the organism in Eukaryota, Metazoa, Nematoda, Chromadorea, Rhabditida, Dracunculidae. The record is from the annotation of a GenBank genome assembly.
AUGCGACAAAUUAUAGCGAAUUUCAUUCAGUUUCACUUAAAUAAAUAUAAAAAGUAUUGGCUUGCGGCGAUAUCCACUGUUUUGAUAAUAAUCAUCGCCAACAAUAGCAGAUAUAACAAAACUCGCUAUUUGGAGACUCGUGAUUGGGAUUCAUUGAAUCUAAUCGAAAUCUGCAGAAAUGAUUUGCUUCGGAUGGCUGAAAGCUUAGAAUUCGCCGAUCUCGAACAACAUUAUAAUUAUUUUCAUCCAUUUGCAAGAUUUCUAUGCCGAUAUCGAUUCAAUCGACAAAUUUCCAUUCUCGAAAUGGGGGUAGGUGGAUACACGAAAAAAACUGAGGGCGGAAAUUCACUUCGAGUUUGGCAUCAAUUUUUUCCUAAUGCGAAAGUUAUCGUUGGUGUGGAUAUUUCAGAAAAACAACUUGAUCUGCCAGAUAAUGUUAAGAUUAUUCAGAUGAAUGCAUCCGAUGAAUCGAUGGCAACAAGAGUUUGCGACUUUUAUGGACCUUUUGACAUAAUUUUUGAUGAUGCAUCACAUAUAAGUUAUGAUGUGAUAAGAUCGUUUGAAAUUAAUUGGCAAUGUCUUCGAUCUGAUGGAAUAUACGUUGUAAAAGAUACGCAAACAUCGUACUUAGAAUUCUUCAAUGGGAGUAAAAACUUAAACGAUCCAAAGACAAGUAUGAAUUAUUUCAAAUCUUUAACGGAUCAACAAAAUUACGCUGAAAUAUUAAUUUCUAACCCACUUUUUAAACCAAUGGAUAAAGCCAAGCAACUUCUUGGCAUUCACUUUUAUCACAAUAUUAUUUUUAUUGAAAAAGGUGACAAUACGUUACCAAGUAAUUUAGCACCUAAUCGUAAUAUUUUGCAAAAAUUUAGUGGUUUAGGCUAA